AUGGUAGCCCACAUGACUGGCGAACAAGAGGCACCGCUCAUUCAGCUGGAAGGUGGUCGUCCUUUGUCUCUCUCCUUUUCUCUCUAUAGUGACGAUAGCGUUAGUAUGGCAAAUGGGUUGGACAACACCGAGCGGGAUUUGACUUCUGGACACCCGAGUGCAGGAAGACUAUGUUGGUUCCAGCAGGCUGUGAACAGCGUGAUUCGGAACACGGAGCUUCACUGUGCUAGACUCAAUAUAGACGGCCGUUCAAUUUUGGAGAGCCAACUUGUUCGUCGCUUCAGCCCAUCUGAAGAACCAUCCUAUGGCUUGGUCCAGAUGCGGGAUUCGAUAAUUUGGCCCAGUUCUGACAGGUGA
Protopolystoma xenopodis is the source of this 357-nucleotide messenger RNA. The record is from the annotation of a GenBank genome assembly. Lineage: Eukaryota; Metazoa; Platyhelminthes; Monogenea; Polystomatidea; Polystomatidae.